CCCGGGACCCCCCGGGACCCGCCGGGAUCCGCCGGGAUCCGCCGGGAAUCCACCGGGAAACGCCGGGAAACGCCGGGAACCCGCCGCGACCCCCCGCGACCCCCGAACCAGGAUGGACCGGAUGACGGAGGACGCGCUGCGCCUGAACCUGCUCAAGCGGAGCCUGGAGCCGCCGGAGGAGCGCGAGGACGUCCUGGCCAAGCGGCUCAAGAUGGAGGGGCACGAGGCCAUGGAGAGGCUGAAGAUGCUGGCGCUGCUCAAGCGCAAGGACCUGGCGGGGCUGGAGGUGCCCCACGAGCUCCCGGUGAAGCCGGACGGGAUCAAGGGAUACGAGGAGAAGCUCAACGGGAGCCUGCGGCCCCACGGGGACGGGCGGAGCGCGGCUCGGCCGGGCAAGGAGAACAUCAACGACGAGCCCGUGGAUAUGAGCGCCAGGAGGAGUGAGCAGGACCGGGGCCGCCUGACCCCGUCCCCGGACAUCAUCGUCCUGUCGGACAACGAGGCCUCCAGCCCCCGCUCCAGCUCCCGCAUGGAGGAGCGGCUCAAGGCGGCCAACCUGGAGAUGUUCAAGGGGAAGAGCCUGGAGGAGCGGCAGCAGCUGAUCAAGCAGCUCCGGGACGAGCUGCGGCUGGAGGAGGCCCGGCUGGUGCUCCUCAAGAAGCUGCGGCAGAGCCAGCUCCAGAAGGAGAACGUGGUGCAGAAGACCCCCGUGGUCCAGAACGCCGCGUCCAUCGUGCAGCCGUCCCCCGGCCACGUGGGGCAGCAGGGCCUGUCCAAGAUCCCCUCCCGGCCCGGAGCCCAGGGGGUGGAGCCGCAGAAUUUGAGGACAUUGCAGGGCCACAGCGUGAUCCGCUCGGCCGCCAGCUCGGCGCUGCCCCACAUGUUGAUGUCCCAGCGCGUCAUCGCCCCCAGCCCCGCCCAGCUCCAGGGCCAGCGCGGGCCCCAGAAACCCGGCCUGGUCCGCAGCUCCACGCCCGGGAUGAGCCCCGCCAUCAACUACCAACCGCAAUCCGGCUCCUCGGUGCCGUGCCAGCGCUCGUCGUCCUCCGCCAUCUACAUGAACCUCGCGUCCCACAUGCAGCCGGGCUCGGUGGCCCGCGUGUCCUCCCCUCUCCCCAGCCCCAGCGCGCUCUCCGACGCCGCCAAUUCCCAGGCGGCCGCCAAGCUGGCGCUGCGGAAGCAGCUGGAGAAGACGCUGCUGGAGAUUCCGCCCCCGAAGCCGCCGGCGCCGCUCCUGCACUUCCUGCCCAGCGCGGCCAACAGCGAGUUCAUCUACAUGGUGGGGCUGGAGGAGGUGGUGCAGAGCGUCAUCGACAGCCAAGGGAAGAGCGCGCCGGCGGUGCCGCGCGUGGAGCCGUUCGUGUGCGCGCAGUGCCGCACGGAUUUCACGCCGCACUGGAAGCAGGAGAAGGGCGGGCGGAUCCUGUGCGAGCAGUGCCAGACCUCCAACCAGAAGAAGGCGCUCAAGGCCGAGCACACGAAUCGCCUCAAGAACGCCUUCGUCAAGGCCCUGCAGCAGGAGCAGGAGAUCGAGCAGCGGCUGCAGCAGCAGGCUGCCCUGUCCCCCACGGCCGCGCCCGCCGUGCCCAGCGUCGGCAAACAGGACGGGAUCCUGCGGCACCACACGCUCCGGCAGGCCCCGCAGCCCCAGAGCAGCCUCCAGCGCGGAAUUCCCACCUCCGCACGCUCCAUGCUCUCCAACUUCGCCCAGGCCCCGCAGCUCUCCGUGGCCGGAGGGCUCCUGGGAAUGCCAGGAGUGAACAUCGCGUACCUGAACGCCGGCAUCGGGGGCCACAAAGCGUCGAGCCUGGCGGACCGGCAGCGGGAAUACCUGCUGGAUAUGAUCCCGCCCCGCUCCAUAUCCCAGUCCAUCAGCGGACAGAAAUAGCCCCGGCUGCCUCCCGCCGGGCCCGGCCGAGCGCCCGGGGAAACCACAACAGACAAAACAAACAUUUCAAACGGCGACCCGGCCCGUUCCCAGCCCGGACCCUCCGGUUCUCCGGGCCCGGAGCCGCUCCCCGCGCGGCCGGAGCAGCCCCGGCCCCGCCGCUCGUUUUGUAACCGCCGCUUUCUCCUUGUCUCGUGGGUUGUUUUUUGCCCCUUUUUGCCUUCUUUUUCCCGCCUCCCUUCGCUCCAUGGAUGGUUAAAGCUUUUUUCUCCCUUUUCCAGAGACUUUGGCAAGGGCACCUUCCCCAGUUCCCCGGGGGGAGAUUUGGGGGGCAGCCUGUGCUGAUUGCGGGGGGAACCGGGGGCGCCUGGGGGGAGGAAGGCUCCGAUCCCGGGGGGACAAAUCCCCUUCAGAUCUGAUCCCAGAGUGUCACCUGGCCCUGAUCCCGGGGUGUCACCUCCCCCUGAUCCCGGGGUGUCACCUCCCCCUGAUCCCAGGGUGUCACCUCCCCCUGAUCCCAGAGUGUCACCUGGCCCUGAUCCCAGAGUGUCACCUCCCCCUGAUCCCAGAGUGUCACCUGGCCCUGAUCCUGGGGUGUCACCUGGCCCUGAUCCCGGGGUGUCACCUCCCCCAGUCCCAGGGUGUCACCUCCCCCUGGCCCCAACCCCGAUGUCCCGCUGCCGAGGGUCCCUCGAGGUGUCCGGACCCCCCCAGGGGUGUCCCCACUGUCCCUGUCCCCGCGGGGGGCACGCGGUGGCUCCGGAGCCGACAGCGGAGUGCAGGCACGGCCAGGGCGGGUGAGUGUCCCCGGGUGUCCCCAGGUGUCCCCAGGUGUGUCCCCAGGUGUCCCCAGGAUGUCCCCGGGGUGUCCCCAGGAUGUGCCCAGGUGUCCCCAGUCCCUGCAUGCUCCGGAGCCGCGCUCGCCCCUCCUGUCCCCCGGGGGUGACACCGGGGGUCCCCAGUGGCCCCCAGGGACGGGGCGGGGGUCUCUGUGUGUCCCCCCGGGGGUGACAGGGGCUCUGUCCCCAGGGGUGGCACUGGGGGGGUCUCGGUGUCCCCUGGGGGUGUCGAGGACAACCCAAAGUAAGAAAAUGAGCCGCGAGAAAAGUCUCGAUUUGCACUUCAGCCUCCCCAAAUCCUGCAGCCCCCUCCCCAAAU
Pseudopodoces humilis (Tibetan ground-tit) is the source of this 3046-nucleotide messenger RNA. The record is from RefSeq and is a predicted model, not a curated record. NCBI's taxonomy places the organism in Eukaryota, Metazoa, Chordata, Aves, Passeriformes, Paridae.